Heterocephalus glaber (naked mole-rat) is the source of this 1818-nucleotide messenger RNA. RefSeq names its product small integral membrane protein 5 (gene Smim5). NCBI's taxonomy places the organism in Eukaryota, Metazoa, Chordata, Mammalia, Rodentia, Bathyergidae. The record is from RefSeq and is a predicted model, not a curated record.
GGAGCUCAAGAGCUGGGACAGCUGCUCCACCCUCUUCCCCUAUAGGCUCAGGCCGAGCCCCCUGGGGUCAUCUCCACAGGGAACCAGAGCUGAAAACUGUCAGCAACCCAGCCCCGCCACAGCCCAGCCCACAAGCAGGAGGGAGGGGAGAGGAAGAAGAAAAAGAGAGGGAGCUCAUCCUGAAGCCGACCUCCUAGGCAGGGAAAGGCUAGUACAAAGUGUAGGACAGGCUCCAACAAGGGCUCCCUCUGGCUCCCCCUCUCGAUGGUAAUUUGACACUUGCAUCUCUAGGACGACCAACAACAAAAAAGCUGGGGCUGGGACAGCAGCUGGCUGUCAGCAGCAGGAGCUGUCGCUGAGGAAAGGUGCCCAGGGGACCAGCAGUGGGACAGGAAAGCACCGUCCACGAAGACAGAACAAGGUGGUGGCCAAGGGCCCAGGAAGGCACACAGAGGCUCUAUACUUGGACACCCUUCUUGGCUCCUCAAUACCUCUGUUUCCAGCCCGCUGGAGCUCUGGCAGGAGUGCACACAGGAUGGCGGCCACAGACUUUGUACAGGAGAUGCACUCUGUGGGUGAGAGGCUGCUGCUGAAGCUUCGAGGACUGCCGCAGGCUGAGCCCGUGGAGCUUGUGGCCUUCUCCGUCAUCGUCCUUUUCACAGCCACUGUUCUGCUGCUGUUGCUGAUAGCCUGCAGCUGCUGCUGCUCACAAUGCUGCUGCCCUGAGCAGAGAGGCAGGAAGGUCCAGGUACAGCCCAUGACCCCGCCAUGAGGGACGGUACAGACACCAGAAGAGAAGCUGGAAAGGAGACAGCCAGAGCCAUGACACAGGCCGUCAGCUUGAGCCUGCAGUUCUUACCUCUCCAGACAAAGAUACCCUGGCCUGUGCCAGGACACUGAUGCCUGGAGCCUUAUCAAGAAAACAAGGUACAAAACCCAAUCUGCCAGUGGACCCUGGAUGCUGAGGAAGAGCUGACUGUUUCAGACUCAGUAAGUCACCUGAGUUCUUUGCCAACCUGCACUUUUUACAAAACAAAGACACAAGGGUCUUCAUUCUUUGAUGGAGAACAGCCCACAUGUGUGGGCAGCUAUUCCCUGGGGUUCUGCUGAUCCAUGCCAAAGAGGAGUGAGCCAAUCAGAGGGGUUUUGUGCAAAACUACAGGAUCCCAGGUUCCCUGACAGGGGGAACAUGUUUAUUUCUAAGUAAAAGCUUUUUGGUUAUGUGUUUCUAAGGCUGGGCUGGGCUCCAUGCAAUAGGACGGUGGUGCCAGAAUUCUAGGGGUGUGGACAGUGACUGUUCUUUAUAGGCCACAGCUCUGUCUGUGGCCAUGAAAGCUGGAAAAUUUCACAAGGAAUGCCAUGCAGGCAGCAAUGCCAUGAAAACAGUGGAGGUGCAUGGAAACAUUCCUAUCAUGAAUAGCUGUUAACAAGCACUGGCUGCUGGAUGCCUACUCUGCUGAGUGACGGAGGCUGUUUGCUUCAGGGCAGGUGCUAGGCCCAGGAAUGCCACAGCCUAUAACUUCUACCUGCACAUUCCAUACUAGCCAGCUCAGGCCACUGGAUCUUCCCAAACUUUUGGAGCCAGAGAAGAAAGGUUAGCUCCUAGUAUGGUCUGAUAAAGUUUUUGUUUUGUUUUGUUUGUUACUGGGGAUCAAACUCGGGUCCUUGCGCUUGCGCAGCAGGCGGCAAAACCACUGAGCUAAAUCCCUGGCCCCCUAGUAUUGUCUGUAACCUGCAUCCUGCACCUUUGGUCUUGUCUCCAUUGUAUGAUGACUGGGCUCACACCUAGAUCUGCCACUUAUCAGGUGUAUGACUCAA